AUGUCGACAUCAGGAACGCCCACGAUCCUCUCCACGCUCCCACCCAUCUUCACCGCUCUCCACGAUGCCAAGAAGAAAUCCAAGAUGACCUUCGCCGACAUCGCCGCCAAGAUGGACCGCGACGAGUGGUACGUUGCCGGAAUCUUCUACGGCCAAGCCAAACCCGACGAGGCCGACGUAACCAAGCUUUCGGCUGCGCUCAACCUGCAGCAGCAGUACCUCGAUGACGCCUUUGGUCCCGACUUUUUCCCCCACCGCGGUCUCGGCGAAUUUCCGCCGCAGGAUCCGGUUCUGUACCGAUUGUACGAGGUGCUCGUCGUGUACGGCUACCCGCUCAAACACAUGAUCCACGAAAAGUUCGGAGACGGCAUCAUGUCGGCAAUCGACUUUGAAGGUCAUGUCGAAAAGGUCAAGGGCAAGCAGAACGAGGACAGAGUCAAAAUCACCCUCAACGGCAAGUUCUUGCCCUACCGCCGAUGGUAA
Molecule: messenger RNA, 483 nt
Organism: Pseudozyma hubeiensis SY62
Lineage: Eukaryota; Fungi; Basidiomycota; Ustilaginomycetes; Ustilaginales; Ustilaginaceae
Exons: 2
Coding region: 1-483 (160 amino acids)
Molecular function (GO): cyanate hydratase activity; DNA binding
Source: RefSeq, a predicted model, not a curated record